Messenger RNA from Didymodactylos carnosus, 957 nucleotides. Lineage: Eukaryota; Metazoa; Rotifera; Eurotatoria; Philodinida; Philodinidae. The record is from the annotation of a GenBank genome assembly.
AUGGGUAUUUUAAAAAAUAUUGAAGAUGGUAUUGAAGAACCGAUUGAUCCCUCAAUCGUAAUUCCUCAUAUUGAACAUGUUUUGAAUAACGAUACAAGUGUUCCUGUAUCAAGUGAUGAUGAUGAUGAUGAUUAUCAGCCGACUCACGUACAAUCUAUUUCGCUAUCGACAAAAACCAAAUCAAAUCGCGCACGUCGACAAAAACAAAUAUUAAGUCGAAUACCAAAACCAUUGUUACAAUCAAAAUUUCACGUGUGUUUUUUAUUGAAUUUGGCCGCGGAUUUGGAUGAAGAUUUUGCUGAAGUUAAUAUUAACGACUUGGUAGAUAAUACUGUUUCAGCAUUUGCCCAAUUACUUUUAAAUAAAAACAAAAUGAAGAUGUGGAAUGAAUUUAUUGAUUUACCGGAAGAGGAACAAGAACUUAUUUUAAAAAUGGCUGUGGAUCGUGAACAAACAAUUGCUGAAAAACAAGAAUUCGAUCGUUGUACAUCAAUCGAAUUGAGUAAUAGUGAUUGUUCAUUCUCUAACGAUGAUUCAUUUGAAACAUUUGUUGUUAUUGGAAAAACACAUACGAAUAAACGUGAUCGACGUCAUAAAAAUAUUGCAUAUUCUGCUGAUCAACGUUUCUACUCUAUCGAUUCGAAUAUUCGUUGUGUCUUGAAAAGCAUGCUAAAACGACGACAUUUACCAUUGGCGCGUAUUAUAUAUUUCGAAGAUGAUUUAAUACCAUUUUUUAAUGAACAUCCGGAUUCAGUAUAUGUUCGAGAUUUGAAUAAUGGUUUUGAUCGAAUGUUGUUGCAUGCCGUUUCGCAAUAUCUUAAUUUAAUAUCAAAAAGUUUUACGCGAGAUGGUGAACGUUAUACCCAAGUUGAAAAUCAUCGACUCAAAUUUAUUCCACCCACUACACUUUUGUCACAACAUAUAAAAACAAUUGGUGGAUUAAUGUCACAUGAAUAA